Falco peregrinus (peregrine falcon) is the source of this 1500-nucleotide messenger RNA. RefSeq names its product MIS18 kinetochore protein A (gene MIS18A). The record is from RefSeq and is a predicted model, not a curated record. Lineage: Eukaryota; Metazoa; Chordata; Aves; Falconiformes; Falconidae. Gene Ontology annotation, cellular component: chromatin; nucleus; chromosome, centromeric region. Gene Ontology annotation, biological process: chromosome segregation; CENP-A containing chromatin assembly. The transcript is spliced from 5 exons. The coding region runs from base 135 to 797 and encodes 220 amino acids.
GCCCCGACGUGCGCCACGGACACCAGCCCGCCGCUGAGGGCCGCCCCGCCGCGGCCGUUAAGCGUGAGGGGCGGGGCCCGACCGUGCCGGUCCCCAGGGCGGGGCGGGAGCUGGACGGCGCGCGGCGCGGCCGGAUGUGCGUCACCGCCGCUUCCGGUGCGGGCGGUUUGAAGGCGGUGAUGGGCGAGUCCUGCCAGUUGCAGGACCCCGUGGUGCAGCUGGAGUCCUCCCUGUCACCGCUGGAGGCAAGCGGCCGGCAGGGGCCGAUGGAGGAGGAGGAGGAGGAGGAGGGGGAGGAGAAGCGGCGGCGGCGGCGGGAGGAGGACGCGGACCCGCUGCCUAUGGUGUUCUUCUGCGCCGGCUGCAAGCGGCCGGUGGGCGACUCGCUGAGCUGGGUGACGAGCGACGAGGAGUUGGGCUGCAUCCUCCUGCGCAGUGCGACCGCCAGCGUGUCGGUGGACCGUGAACGGAAGAUCUCCAAGCGGCCCGGCGAGUGCGGAUGCACAUUAGAAACACUAUUCUGCUCUGGCUGCUCAAUGAUGCUUGGCAACAUCUACAGGUGCACCCCAAAGCAUCUCGACUACAAGAGGGAUUUGUUCUCUUUCAAUGUUAACGCAAUUGAAAGUUACAUUCUAGGAUCCUCAGAAAAGCAAGCUUGUACUGAUGAGGAACCGUUAACUCUUGAAAGUCAAGCUGUCAUGGAAGAAGUGCUACAAAAGGCAGACACUGUAUUAAAGGCUCUGGAGGCGAGGCUGAGUACUGUUGAAUUUCGGGUGGCUGCUCUUCACAGAGUCUGAAAGAAAUGGCAUACAGGCAGUUUAACUGCAGGAGAAUGAUGUGUGUAAAAAUUGUUUCCACAGAUUCCAGCGGAUUACAAGUACAUUGCAAAAGUUUUGCAAAGAACUGAAAGAUGCUGGUGGCUCAUGUUUCAGUAGAACAAUGAUGAGUCCUUGCCUAUAGCAAGGACUUCCUCUCUUUUCUGUUAAAAGGAUACUCCAAAAAGAAUUAAAUUUUUUUUUCCAGUUUCUGUAACUUUUAGUUUAUAUGUAAACAUGUAUUUAAAUUUUAUCUCUGAAAGCAUAGCAUUUAUCUCCUGACUUCCAUGCUAUUCGAUAUCUAUUGAACUGAGUGUGCAGCUCCUUCCUGAACCAAUUUUAAAAAGUAGUCCCUGCAAUUCUGAAAGAUCAACAAGAAAAAUGAUACUUCCACAGCCUUUGCUUGACCUGUGGUCAGAGAUGAGAGUGGCACAGUAACUGUUUGGGGUAGUCUGGGUUGGUGGUUGUGGUUUUGUUUUUUUCCUCCCAAGCUCAAGACUAAAAUGUAGUGUAAAAGAAAGCUUUAGAAGUGUUAGAUAAAAUGGCUUUCCAUGCAGUACUGAAGGUGUUUUACACCUUCAAUGGGAGGAAAACAAACAAAGCUGGUAGUAGCAUACCUUUAAGCAAAGCUUGGUGUAUAUUUGAGCAAUGAAUUAAAAAUGCUAAUUAAGAGCACUUGUCAGUA